AUGGCUUCAACAGACCCAUUGCUGAUAUCAGCUGAGCAUGUUCGACCUUCAGAACACACCGUACUCGCAGAACCUGACCAAGACGAGAUUCAGCCUGUUCGCCAGAAGCUCACAGAAAACACGGCUAACAAGGAUACAACAUCCGAACUUCCACGGCAAACUACCGAAGAUAUGGACCGGAGCGAUCCAGGACCUUCUACGAGCGGCACCACAGUCUCGGUUCCAUGUCAGUCGCAUGAGGAUCAGUCUGAUCUAGAAGAUACUGUGAAAGCCGACAGCGCAAUCCGAGAGAAGAGACCGACGUUCAGGUCCAAGCUCAGAUCAAGAUGGCAUGCAUUCGCGACCGCGUUCGCCGAUGGUUGGGCUUUCGAAAAGGCCAGUAUUAUCUGCUCGAUGCUUUUGCUGGCGGCAUUAGCGAUUUUGUAUCGCGGGUUCGACGGCAAAUCUACCACAGCAUGGUCUGCAGCCUUGUCGUUCGCCACGGUAAUCGCCAUUAUGUCUAAAGCCAUACAAGUAAUGCUUAUGUUGCCUGUCGCCGCCUCUAUUAGCCAAAUGGGCUGGAUGCAUUUCUACCGGCCACGAGCUCUUGUCGACUUCCAAAGAUUUGACGCGGCUUCGCGUGGUCUGUUCGGUGUCAUUGCACUGCUCGUCACUCGACCAUCUUUGUGGACUGCGCUCUCCGCUACACUGGCUAUCACUGCUUUGGGCAUCGAGGCAGCAGCCCAGCAGUGCCUCCAAACGACAGCCAUUUCUUAUCUGCCAGUACUUACCGAUAUUGAGCUGCUUGACUAUUUCGCCACUGAUUAUGAAUCAAUCAAUGUCGGCAUGAUCAAUGCAGGCACCGCCGCUAUGACUACCAAGAUCCCGGUGGUUGGGACAAAUUACCUAUUGGCACCGUCUCAAAGAGUUGAAACAUUAUUGCCUCAAAAGCUGAUUUAUCGUUGCCAGACGGCAAAUUGCGUCCAGCCGAAUCCAUACGUCACCCUCGCCUUUUGCUCGACGUGCGAGGAUGUGAGUGGUGCCCUCUUAAUGAAUGAAUGGUGUUCACAACCCGGCGGCGACGUUGAUGAACCGUGCGGUGUCUCGAUGCCAGGCGGUCCGGCUUUGUACUAUCCAUCGCAAGGCAUAGCGCUCAACGCAACGCCUAUCGCACCGUCCACAUCCUCACACCCUGGCCCGCUCCUUCUAGCUAAAUUUACCAUGGUGGAACAAAUCGUUCCGUUCGAGACUGCUGGCGACCAGCCCCUGGACUUCGCGGCGCAGACAUGCUCUAUCACGCUGUGUGCCAAUAUAUAUAGUCUUGAUAUCAGUCAAGGAGAUACCGGAUCAAGUGGUGCCACCGAGUCACUGCUCGCGAGCUUCCAGAAAGCUACUUAUGUGGAAGAGGCACAGGAAUACGAUAUUGUCGUGCCUGCAAACUCUACCUUGAGACUAACGCAUGGAACGACGAGCCACUGGCAGGGGGGUACCGUGACACUGACUAUCGAUGCAAACAGCACGGCCUUUUUGAGACACUACCUCUUUUCGGUCUUCACGGGCACAGGUUCACUGCCAGAAUAUAGCGGUCUUUUGGCGACGAACGACGACUUCACGAUGACCGAUCGGCUCAAGCUUGCAUCGCAAGUUGCACAACAGCCUACAGGAACAGCUCUUUGGGAUCGCAUUGUGUACUCGCUUGUAGCUUACAAGUUCGAGAAUGCAGGCGAUUACUUUUUUCAAAUUGAUUCCGUCGUUAGUCAGGUUAUUCGCUCCAUGGGCAAUUGGUUGCGCGACUUCUAUCCAUCAGAACAGGGCAAGGGAUUCAAAGACGUGCAAAAUGUAAAUGGUUUGGCCAACGGAGUGUCCGCAGCACGCAUUCAGCUCCCGAGCAGCUACAAAAUCCAAUGGAUCUGGCUACUCAUACCAGCGGCAGCCGCAAUCCUCGCGUUAUUCCAGCUCAUCAUAGCGAUUUCCCUUUCUAAAUCGUACAAGGUUCCAAUCUGGAAAUCGAAUACAUUGGCGGUCAUGCACCACGGGUACAGGCGUCGAGAUGAAUUCGGAGCCAAGUCCCUCCAGAAGCUCAGUGCCCUGGACCAUGCGGCUGGACAAACACAAACCAUACUGGCCUCCGCAGCCACGGACCGACGGCUGGUCGACCUUGAGGAAGCUCCUGUUGAAGUUGAGCGAUGGGAAAAUAUGAGUCGCUUUCAAAGAAUUCGCUUUCGAUGUCGCUGGAACUGA
Messenger RNA from Cladophialophora yegresii CBS 114405, 2220 nucleotides. RefSeq lists its product as uncharacterized. NCBI's taxonomy places the organism in Eukaryota, Fungi, Ascomycota, Eurotiomycetes, Chaetothyriales, Herpotrichiellaceae. The record is from RefSeq and is a predicted model, not a curated record. The transcript has a single exon. Bases 1 to 2220 code for a protein of 739 amino acids.